Molecule: messenger RNA, 399 nt
Organism: Aureococcus anophagefferens
Lineage: Eukaryota; Pelagophyceae; Pelagomonadales; Pelagomonadaceae
Exons: 1
Source: RefSeq, a predicted model, not a curated record
AUGGCGUCGGGGAGCGACGCGAUCCUGCCGCCGGCGCCGCCGGGCGGGAAGGACGAGGCCCUCGCGGGGCCCGACGCGCCGCCGGCGCCGCCGGCGCCGCCGGCGGCCGGCGGCAGCCCCGACGCGGCCCAGGACGAGGCCGAGGACCAGGAGGCGGACAUCGAGAAGGUCUACCGCUUCCGGGACGCCAUCAUGAAGGGCGCCGAGGGCCUCGGCGUCGAGACCAAGGGCGACCUCCUCUCCCUGUUCCUCGCGCGGGGCGUCGCCUGCGCGGCGCCGGACGCGCCGGCCAAGGUCGUGCCGCGGCCGCACUUCGACGACCUGCUCGGCGAGCUCGGCAUCGACGCGUCCGAGGGAAGUGUGACGUGGAUCGCGUCCCACUUCGCCGUGCCCGACGCC